Messenger RNA from Photinus pyralis (common eastern firefly), 4092 nucleotides. RefSeq names its product coatomer subunit alpha (gene alphaCOP). Gene Ontology annotation, cellular component: COPI vesicle coat. The coding region runs from base 164 to 3823 and encodes 1219 amino acids. Gene Ontology annotation, molecular function: protein binding; structural molecule activity. The record is from RefSeq and is a predicted model, not a curated record. The transcript has 14 exons. Lineage: Eukaryota; Metazoa; Arthropoda; Insecta; Coleoptera; Lampyridae. Gene Ontology annotation, biological process: endoplasmic reticulum to Golgi vesicle-mediated transport; intra-Golgi vesicle-mediated transport; retrograde vesicle-mediated transport, Golgi to endoplasmic reticulum.
GGUUACAAUAACCUAACACAACCGCAAAUGUGAUUGUGACACGUUAAGCAAGCUGACGUAUAUAUUCGGUGUUCCAUGAAAUUAUUUACCAGCAAAUAAAUAAUUAGGAAUACGUUUGGCACAAAACAGAAUACCUAACCUGGCUCACUAUUCCUAUGCAACUAUGUUGACGAAAUUUGAGUCGAAGUCUGCCAGAGUAAAAGGCUUAUCGUUUCACCCCAAAAGACCGUGGAUAUUAACAAGCUUGCAUAAUGGGGUGAUUCAGUUGUGGGAUUAUCGCAUGUGCACACUUUUGGAGAAAUUCGACGAGCACGAUGGGCCAGUUCGUGGGAUCUGUUUCCAUAACCAGCAACCCCUCUUCGUGUCUGGAGGAGACGACUAUAAGAUCAAGGUUUGGAACUAUAAACAAAAACGUUGCAUAUUCACUUUACUGGGCCACUUAGACUACAUUCGAACCACUUUAUUCCAUCACGAAUACCCAUGGAUUGUGUCUGCGUCAGACGAUCAGACAAUUCGCAUUUGGAAUUGGCAAGGGCGCGCUUGCAUUUGCGUACUGACCGGCCACAACCAUUACGUAAUGUGCGUAAUGUUCCACCCCACGGAAGAUCUUCUGGUUUCGGCGUCGCUCGAUCAAACUGUGAGAGUUUGGGACAUAUCGGGAUUGAGAAAGAAGAACGUCGCUCCCGGUCCUGGUGGCUUGGAUGAUCAUUUGAAGAACCCCGGCACGACUGAUCUAUUCGGACAAGCCGACGCGGUCGUGAAGCAUGUGCUUGAGGGUCACGAUCGAGGUGUAAAUUGGGCUUGUUUCCAUCCCACUCUACCGCUGAUUAUGUCUGGAGCUGACGACCGUCAAGUAAAACUGUGGAGAAUGAACGAAUCAAAGGCUUGGGAGGUCGAUACCUGUCGCGGCCAUUACAAUAAUGUAUCUUGCGUGCUGUUUCACCCAAGACAAGAGUUGCUACUUUCCAACAGUGAGGAUAAAAGCAUCCGCGUUUGGGACAUGACCAAACGUACAUGCCUCCACACAUUUAGGCGAGAGCAUGACCGAUUCUGGGUCUUAACAGCGCAUCCUACACUUAAUUUGUUUGCGGCAGGACACGAUAACGGCAUGAUUAUAUUCAAGUUGGAACGCGAGAGACCUGCCUACACGGUCCACGGUAAUUACUUAUACUACGUCAAAGAGAAGCAUCUACGCAAAUUGGAUUUUACAACUUCAAAAGACGUGCCUGUUAUACAAAUUCGCGGAGGGGGCAAGACGCCCGUUUACGGAGUAUCCUUUAAUCCCGCAGAAAACGCCGUGCUACUUUGCACCCGUUCCGCUAACCUCGAGAACAGCACCUAUGACUUGUACGUCAUCCCCAAGGAACAGGAACGCGAAGUACUGGAAGUUGAUAGUAAACGAUCCGCCGGUAUUACCGCCCUGUGGGUGGCUCGAAAUAGGUUUGCUGUACUGGACCGAACAUGUCAGCUGGUAAUCAAAAACUUGAAAAAUGAGGUGACAAAGAAGGUGCAAACCCCACCGUGCGAUGAAGUAUUUUACGCCGGCACCGGUAUGUUGCUGUUGCGCGAUACCGAUCAUGUUACUCUAUUCGAUGUUCAACAAAAACGCACGUUAGCCCAAGUAAAAAUCACAAAAUGCCGUUAUGUGGUUUGGUCUAGCGAUAUGGUCUACCUGGCACUCCUAGCCAAACACUCCGUAACCAUCUGCAACAGAAAACUAGAAGUUUUGUGUAGCAUUCACGAAAGCACCCGUGUUAAAUCGGGCGCGUGGGAUGAUGGGGGAUUAUUCAUUUACACCACUAGUAACCACAUUAAAUACACUAUUGUGAAUGGCGAUCACGGCAUUAUUAGAACUUUGGACUUGCCCAUUUAUAUAACAAAGGUGAAAGGCGACUUCGUAUUCUGUUUGGAUCGUGAAUGUAGACCGCGGAUGCUAACCAUCGAUUCUACCGAAUUUAAAUUCAAAUUAGCUCUAAUUCAGCACAAAUACGAAGAGGUCCUUCAUAUGGUUAGGAACUCGCGGUUAGUCGGUCAGGCGGUCAUUUUCUAUUUGCAACAAAAAGGUUACCCCGAGGUGGCGUUGCACUAUGUGAAAGACGAGAAGACUCGUUUUGCCCUUGCUUUAGAAUGUGGAAACAUCGAGGUCGCUCUGGAUGCAGCGAAGGCAUUAAACGAUCGCGCUUGCUGGUUCCAAUUGGCAGACGCCGCGCUUAUGCAUGGUAACCACCAAAUCGUCGAGAUGUGUUACCAAAGAACCAAGAGUUUUGAUAAACUUUCGUUCUUAUAUUUAAUUACCGGAAAUUUAGAAAAGUUGCAUAAGAUGAUGAAGAUUGCCGAAGUCCGUAGUCAGAGAUCAUCCCAGUUUCAAGGCGCCUUACUACUUGGCGAUGUGGACGAGAUCAUAGAAAUUCAAAAGAAGUCCAAGUUAUAUAAUAUAGCGUACUUAACCGCAAAGACGUUUGGCUUCGACGAUGUAGCCGAACAAAUACGAUCUUCUGAAGAUGAGGAUAAGGAGUGGUGUGUUCCGGACGCAAAUGCUAAGUAUUUGAGACCACCUCCACCCAUUCAACAAGCUGAAAACAACUGGCCUCUGUUGACCGUCAGUAGGACCUUCUUUGAAAAUAUUGCCCUUUCACGUAAGACCGCAGCCACUGUCAGUGCCUUCAUACCAGAUGCUUCAAUCGAACCAAGCAUGGAAGUUGAAGGUGGGUGGGUGGACGAAGAAGAGGACUUGGUGGAAGGAGAGCUCGCAACAAAGAAAGCUGAUCAGGGAGACGGUGAAGGCGGAUGGGAUGUUGAAGAUGGCGAUCUAGAAAUUCCGGAUUUGGGUCCUAGUAAAGGUGAAGUGGAUAGUAGUGUGGGAUACGUACAUUUGCCGACAUACGCGCAACCUCCAACAUUUACAUGGACAAAGAAUUCUCACUUACCAGUCGACCACGUAAUGGCGGGAUCACUUGAAUCGGCUUGUCGUCUCCUUCAUGACCAAAUUGGCGUUGUGAAUUUUGCACCAUACGAAACCCUUUUCAUGUACUUGUACAGUAGUUCCAGAACAAUAUCUACGUGGCAGCAAAGCCUUCCGUCAACUUACAGCUACCCUCUACGUAAUUGGAAGGAUGCCAAUAACAAGGGUGGUUUACCGGUUGCAGGGAUCAAACUUUCAGACUUGGUCCAAAGACUCCAGGUUUGCUAUCAAUUGACUACUGGCGGAAAGUUUGCGGAGGCAGUGGAGAAAUUACAGGCAUUAAUACUACUCGUCACUCUUCUCGUUGUCGAUACUAAACAAGAAGUGUCCGAAGCUCAGCAGUUGCUGAAGAUAUGCCGAGAGUACAUUUUAGGCUUAAAAAUGGAAACGCUGCGAAAAAGUCUUCCAAAGGGAACAAUCGACGAACAAAAACGUCAAUGCGAGAUGGCGGCAUAUUUCACGCAUUGCAACUUGCAACCGAUUCAUCAAAUCUUAACAUUGCGUACUGCCUUGAAUAUGUUCUUCAAAGUGAAGAACUACAAGACCGCUGCUUCGUUCGCCAAGCGAUUAUUAGAACUAGGUCCCAGACAAGAAGUUUCUCAGCAGGCACGUAAAAUACUGCAAGCGUGCGAUACGAAUCCGGUCGAUGAACUACAGUUGGCUUAUGACGAACACAAUCCCUUUAAUUUAUGCAGCUCGUCCUACAAACCCCUUUACAGAGGAAAAUCCGAAGAGAAAUGUCCGCUGUGUGGUGCAUGUUACUUCCCACAAUUCAAGGGGACGAUAUGUAAUGUUUGUGGUGUUGCUGAAAUUGGAAAAGAUGCGAUGGGCUUAAGAAUUAGUGCUCAUCAAUUUAGGUAAAUUGGAUCUUAAAAUUUUUAUGUGUUUAAUUAAACUGUGGUAUCUGUACAUUUUAUCGAUUUCAUUGAUUACAAGCAUAGCAUCACACACCUUGCGUUGCCGUACUAAAAGGACUUACAGUGCAUAAAGUAAGGGGUUGUGCAUUACAUUUAUGAUUGUUAAAAAAAUAUCAGUUUUGGUCAUCAAGGCAUUCCAUCUUUUACAACAAAGAUACCAAAUUUGUAUUUAUAUGAUUACAUAAUAUAUCUUUUGUAUUAUAAAUUAUUGUA